AUGCCUGAGGACCCGCGCCCAUCCUCAAACGAAGAGAAGAGAUGGUCUGGGCCCCCCUAUAGUAUCAAGGGGCAGCUCUUUGCUAUUUCCGGGGCAGGGUCAGGUAUCGGACGUGCGACGGCUACACUACUCGUUGGAAGCGGCGCAAAGGUCGCGUUGGGGGACAAGAACGAAGAAGCAGUGUCGCAGCUCGCGAGAGAACUUGGGGCGAGUGCGAUAUGGGCGAAGGUGGACGUUACAGUUAGGGAAGAGGUAGAGCAUUGGCUGGCGCAUGCGCCAACGAGGUUUGGGUUGAAGCAAAUCGACGGUAUGUCAACGUUCUGUCUUCAAGGCAUGAAUGUGUCUGGCGAAGUCGACAUCUGCAUGAGCGCAGUAAACCUCGCAGGAAUUUCAGGUCGACUCGAAACUGCGGCGAAGUUCGACGCCGCCGACUACGAGGCCGUCUUCGCAGUCAACGUCCGAGGCACGUUCAAUUGCGGGUCGAUCGUGAACGCUGCGUCGAUAACAGGGCUUGUCGGCAAGCAAAACUGCUCCGUCUAUUGCGCCUCGAAGCAUGCCGUCGUUGGGCUCACAAAAGCUGCUGCGAGGGAGCAGGAGCACACUGGAAUCCGCAUUAACGCCAUCGCACCAGGCUUUGUCAACACACCCCUCAUGGACGCCCUCGAUACAGAACUUGGCUUCCAACUCCCGAACAACGCCGUGCUCGGCCGACGCGCCGACCCUAUUGAGAUAGCGAAAAUCAUCCAGUUCCUGCUAAGCAGCGAUGCGAGCUACGUUACUGGCUCUGUGUGGCAGGUCGAUGGCGGCAUGCUGUGUUGA
Molecule: messenger RNA, 819 nt
Organism: Alternaria infectoria
Lineage: Eukaryota; Fungi; Ascomycota; Dothideomycetes; Pleosporales; Pleosporaceae
Exons: 4
Coding region: 1-819 (272 amino acids)
Molecular function (GO): oxidoreductase activity
Source: RefSeq, a predicted model, not a curated record